CUUUGGAGUGGUUACAGGAUGAAAAAUCACUGGAUGAAAGCAAUAAGGCAAGCACAAGGAAGCUACAAAGUGCAGGGGGAGAGGAGAAAACCUUCAGCCUGAGCAGUGAGCUUAGGCCAAAUAUGACAUUGUGGGCAAAAGGCUCAACUUUUACCUGCAAGGCUAACCCCAAUGAUGAUAAAUAUAACAGAACAAUAAACAUUUGUCACACUCUUCCAAAGUCCCCUACCUUCAUUCACUUGGAGAUUCCCAGCUUCAUGACUGUAAUGACCUCAGAUACUAACAUUCAAGCAAAGUGUUUGGUCCACACUCACUUUGAUGCCAUGAUCACCUGGCUGAUUAAUGGCACAGCUGUGAAUGAAAAAAUGACCAAAGAGAAUAAUGGAACUCAUAUAAUCAGUAAUCUUACAGUUUCCUCGACUGAAUGGAGGACAGCGAAGAAUGUAACAUGCAAAGCAGAGCACAAGUGCUUCACAUCUGCUGAGAAGACCAUAAAUAUUGCAGGUUGUCCAGUUAAGACUCCAUUGGUGAAGAUCAGGCGAUCUCUCACAGAUCUGCCGAAGAGAGACAGUGCAGUGUUCGAGUGUGACAUCAAAGAACUGUCCUCAUGUGACCUCUUCAUCACCUUAGAAGUCAAUGGUGGUCAAAUGCUUGAACAGAAAUAUUAUAAUUUUGCUGAAGGCUCAGGCCCCCUUUCAAUCAGUAGUCAAUUCAUUGUCCCUCAGAAGUACUGGAUGAAAGACCAAACCUUUACCUGCAAAGUGUUUCAAGGCUUUUCUCAAACUUUUCACUCAAACUCCAUCAGCAAUAUUUUUGUGGACCCAUCCAUGGAGCUUCUUCUGGUUCCCAGUAAAGGUUCAGAAUCAAAGACUCUUUCAUGCUCUGGAUGGAGCUUCAACCCUCACAUUAAAUGGUUGUCUGAGUCUCAGGAAAGGUCUCCAAAUUCCACUAAUAUCAGCAUGAGUGAAGAUGGACGUGUUAGAGUAACGAGUCAACUUGUAAUUGAUCGAUCUGAGUGGAAAAAAGGGAAUAAUUUCACCUGUGAAGUGUCUGACAGGUCUCUGAACACACGUAUCACAAAAACAAUCAGUCUCUGUUCAGAAACUCCAUCAUCAUCACAGCUAGUUGGGGUUUAUGUCCAGGGACCACCACCACAGCUGAGUGAGAACAAAGGACAUGUGACUAUUACCUGCCUUCUGGUCGGCCCUAAUCUUAAUGAUUUCUCCAUCACCUGGAAAGUAAGUGGCAGCAAAAUUCCUGAGGGUUAUGGUGUCCUAACUAAUCUCCCAAAGAGUCAUAACAAUGGAACAGAGACUCGACAGAGCUUCCUUAAUGUGUCAGCAGAGGAUUGGAAUGCACAUAAACAAUUUUCUUGUGAAGGAAAACAUCCAUGUUCCGAUCAGGGGAAUAAAGACCAUAUAAGCAAAAGCAGAGACCCCCUUGUGCCAACAGUGAAGAUAAUACAACCAACUGCCUCUGAACUUUCUAAGUCUGACAUCCUAACACUUGUUUGCCUAGUGUCUGGAUAUUUCCCUGCUAACAUCAUAGUGUACUGGGAAAAAGAUGGCCAGACUCUCCCAUCCUCGCAUUAUGUUAACAGUCCUCCAUGGAAAUACUCAGGGAGCAGCUACUCUGUGAGCAGCAGACUAAACAUAUCCAAAACUGAAGACAAAAGGUCUAUGUAUUCCUGUGUUGUCAAACACGAGUCUUCUGAAGAUCCUGUUGAAGACACUAUAACUGAUGUGUUUGCCUCAGUGAUCUACAGCCAGCCAUCAGCCUACUUGUUUCAGGGCUCUAAUGAACUUGUGUGCCUGGUCUUUGGCUUCAGCCCUGUAUCCAUUAACAUCACUUGGUUGAAUGAAAACACAGAAUUGCUGAAUUACAACACUAGUGAGCCCCACAGAGGCCCAGAUGGAAAGUUCAGUGUCCAGAGCCACCUUGACCUGUCCCAAGAAAAAUUCUUACCUGGGGUGGUCUUCACCUGCAGGGUGAUCCAUGCCAACACCACCCUGUCCCUGAAUAUAUCAAAACCAGGUACGAUGGAUUACUGUAAUUUAUUUGACAACAUUUUGCAUGCUGAUGUGAAUCAAGACACAGCUGAGGAAAGCUGGAAUGUGGUUUUCACCCUCAUUGGUUUUUUCAUCACCGCCACCAUAUAUGGUAUCAUAGUUACAUUGAUUAAGACUAAAUGAUGAUGUUCACAGGACGGUUCCUGUGUUAUGAAUGAAAUAUGGAAAUUCUGGGGGUUUUAACAGCACCUGCCCUGACUAGUUUGAACAUGUAAUGCUUUGUGUUUCCAUUGUUAUUAAUGGCAUUGUUUAUGCUUUACAAUUUUUUGUCUGUGUUUUAGUUUUGUGCUAGAUGUGACAUGUAUGUAAGACAAGUGAGAAA
Molecule: messenger RNA, 2391 nt
Organism: Pelmatolapia mariae (spotted tilapia)
Lineage: Eukaryota; Metazoa; Chordata; Actinopteri; Cichliformes; Cichlidae
Gene: ighd
Product: immunoglobulin heavy constant delta
Exons: 9
Coding region: 123-2192 (689 amino acids)
Source: RefSeq, a predicted model, not a curated record